GAGAGGAGAGAUGAGUAGCUGAGUGUGCACACCUUUUGAGAGCCCAGACACACACCCUGCUCCAGGGGCUCCUUUCCUAGGCUGCCCCCAUGGAGUUCCCCCUGGCCCAGAUAUGCCCUCAAGGGAGUCAAGAAGCCCCCACCAUAACCUUCAGCACCUUCCAGCCCAUAGACUUGAACCGCAGGAGCUGCCAGGGCCCGGGCUUGCUGCCGGGACCCAGACUCCAGGCCCCGAAGGCCCAGGAAGCCCGGCCCAGCCCCAGGGCCUCCGCUGUGCACCCUGCGGCACCACCCCAGGCCCCAGGGGCUGCCUGCAGCCCAAAGGACAUUGGGAAGGAAGAGGUGCCUAGGGAAGGAGGCAUGUCCCUGCAGGCUGAGACUCAGGCUUGGUUCCAGAAGACCCAGGCCCGUGAGCUCCUGCAGCAUGGGGCAGCCCCUGCUUGGUUCCACGGCUUCAUCACCCGGAGAGAGGCUGAGAGGCUGCUAGAGAGCAAGCCUCAGGGAUGCUACUUGGUGCGUUUCAGUGAGAGCGCCGUGACCUUUGUGCUGACUUACAGGAGCCGGACUUGCUGCCGCCACUUCCUGCUGGCCCAACUCGGGGACGGGCGCCACGUGGUGCUGGGCGAGGACAGCGCCCACGCGCGGCUGCAGGACCUGCUGCGGCACUACCAGGCGUGCCCGCUGAGCCCCUACGGGGAGACGCUCACCGAGCCUCUCGCCCGCCAGACUCCUGAGCCCGCAGGACUGUCCCUAAGGACUGAAGAAUCAGACUCUGGAAGCAAAAGCCAGGACUCACAACCUCAGUAUACCUCAAUCCUCAAAAAGGAGCAAAGCGCAGCCCCCAUGCAGAAAGAUGGGGCGGGGGGGCCAAAGCAGACGUCCCAGCCGCCCAAGCCCAAGCCUCCCAUCCCCGCCAAGCCUCAGCUGCCUCCCGAAGUCUACACAAGCCCCGCUCCGAGACCCCGCCCAACCCCGCCCCCCAAGCCCUCCAACCCCAUCUACCACGAGCCUGAUGAACCCAUAGACUUCUAUGCCAUGGGCCGUGGCAGCCCCGGGGAAGCCCCCAGCAACAUUUAUGCCGAGGUGGAGGUGAAGGUGCCUGAUUCAGGGUGUGAGGGCCCGCCGUGCAUCCUCAGGCACGAAGUCCUACGGAAGUGCCAGUCCAGGCCUGUCCCAGGAAGCCAGGAGAGACGCCAGUGCGCUGAAGCCAGGGAACAGCGAGGAGAGGGUAGAGAAGCACGAAGUCUGAUGUUAUCAGGAAAACAAAACUACACCCAAACAGGCAGUCGUCCAAUAUUUGCAUUUGCUCUACGCCUGACCUGGAAAUUUCCCAUCCUUCAGGAAGCAAUAUGGGAAGAGAAGAAACGGCUUCUAUUACAUCACAAAGCUUACCUGAAGGACAGUUUUCUUCUUUGUGGGUUCAUCUUCCUCGGAAUCUGACUAAGAGAAAAAGAAAUGGAAUAAGGCCUCACUGUUUAAGGACAGUGGAGAAGCACCCACAUUAAAUGAAGCACAAAUAAAGGACUGGACAACAGGGGCCAUCAUCCUGUCCGAGCCCCUCCUCUGUAUGAGAGAUGCACCCCCCCAGAGCCAGCCAAAAAGCAGAGCUUCCUUCCUGCUCUCAAACGGCUUCAGAGAACAAAGUAUGCGUUGACCACCCCUGGUCACUCAUUCCCAUACCUCCAGACCUGUUGCACAGCCUUCUUAGCAUCCAUUUCUAGUCCUUUAAAUUAAGACUACUUCCUCCCAUUCAGUCUUUGGUGGAAAGAAAAAGCUACACCCAUUCUUCUUCCUAUAAAUCUGUCCACUAGAAGAUGAAUGGGAUUUGGCCCACAAUCUCACCCAAUCUCAGUUUCACUUCUAAAACCACUUAUAUAGACUACAUAACCACAGGGCUGGGGAACUCCGGUGGGAUUAAGUGGUAUGUUAACUACUCUUCUAUGAGGUAUUAAAGGUCAAAGCCACUGGAGAAAUCCAUUCCCUCUCGAAGUAUGAUCUAUUGUCUGCCAGACAGAGUUGUUUGUGUCCAGGAAGAAGGCGAGCAAAUGAUGACUGUGAGAAUUUGGAGCAAGAAGGGAGCUCAUCUGUGUUACUCCUCUGACUCAUCAGGAUUGUUUCUAAUACAAGCUCUCACACUAAAAAUGUCUAAACUUUUAGCUCAAUACCAGUUCCUCAGCAUCUCCAACUAUCAGAAAGAUGCAAGGCAUAUGAAGAGAAAGCUUUCACAUUUUAUUUUAAAAAAUUAAUAUCCAAACUGAGAACCUUAAAAGUUUUCCAUUUGUUCUUAGCACCUUGGUUUGGGGCAUCUGUAAACAAAGGUGAUUAGGCAAGAAUCUAAGAUCCUAUUCAUCUCCAAGAUUCUAAAGAACUCAAAUCCUCUGCCUGUCUUUCUCAACUGACCCUCAUAUCUCACAAGUUCCUUUUGGGUUUUUUUUUGUUUUUUUCUAUUUUAUUUUUAUUUAUUUAUUUUUUUGGCCACACCACAUGGCAUGCGGGAUCUUAGUUUCCCCACCAGGGAUCGAACCUACGCCCUCUGCAGUGCAAGCACAGAGUCUUAACCACUGGACCGCCAGGGAAGUCCACAGGUUCCUUUUUGGAUUUGUGUGCUACAAGGACUUUUUGAUCAUCAUUACUCAGAACCUACUGUAUGCAAGACACUGUGCCAGGCACCGUAGACAGAGCUUCCCAGCUGGUGUCCUAUGGCUGGGUUAUAGGUACUAUGAUGAUACUGACCCACUCAGCCCACAGGGCAUCAGGCAGGGCUUGGAGCAGGUAGAGUCCUGGGCCACUGGUUUCCAGAGGCACAGCCUGUACCACUUCCCCCACUGUGCUUCAAAGAUUUUCUUGUGUGCCAUGACAUGAAAAAAGUCCCUGCCCUCAAGAAACUCACAGUCCAGUUAAAAAGAAUGACAAGUACCCAAAUAACUGUAAUAAAGGCAGUAAAAAGAUAAGGGCAUCAAGUGUGGUUCCAACAUCCCCUCAAAGAAUUGGCUGAUCCUCCAAUUGCGCUUUCUUUCACGUAAGUCCCCCACCUUAUUACUCCCUCUCCCCUACCUGAAUCACUGACACCUCUCACUCUCCUGUCAGUUCCCGACUCGAAACUCCUAAAGUCUUUCUGAAGAAGCUCACCUUGCUCUUUUUCACUCUGUGUCCCUAAGUUAUUUAUUUGUCUGGGGUGGCAGCAUGCUAACAAUGAUUCAUUUGUGCUUGCUGUGUAAAUGUUACAUUUUUCACGUGCAUAUUCUUCCCUUUACUCUGACAGCCAAGGCCCUAUCUUACAGUUCGAUAUUACCUCACAGUAGUCAGUACACAAUGAUUUUAAUUACUAACUGCUGCCAAUUGUAGUAUUAAAAAAACCUGUUAAGAGAAAUCUGUCUUGGACUUCCCUGGUGGCACAAUGGUUAAGAGUCUACCUGCCAAUGCAAGGGACAUGGGUUCGAGCCCUGGUCCGGGAAGAUCCCA
This is a messenger RNA of Delphinapterus leucas (beluga whale), 3461 nucleotides long. The record is from RefSeq and is a predicted model, not a curated record. NCBI's taxonomy places the organism in Eukaryota, Metazoa, Chordata, Mammalia, Artiodactyla, Monodontidae.